Ruditapes philippinarum (Manila clam) is the source of this 3110-nucleotide messenger RNA. Its product is annotated as transcription factor LBX1-like. Gene Ontology annotation, biological process: regulation of DNA-templated transcription. The record is from RefSeq and is a predicted model, not a curated record. Gene Ontology annotation, molecular function: DNA binding; DNA-binding transcription factor activity, RNA polymerase II-specific. The coding region runs from base 785 to 1912 and encodes 375 amino acids. The transcript is spliced from 2 exons. NCBI's taxonomy places the organism in Eukaryota, Metazoa, Mollusca, Bivalvia, Venerida, Veneridae.
CUCUCGCCAUACAUCAAAGUACAACAACAAAUACAAAAUGUUGUCAAUUUAGAAUAAGCUUAUUAGUGAGUCAAAUCUUUUGAUUUUAGUUCGUUUUGACUUGACAAACUCGCAAAAAGUAAACGAAAUAAAUUUAUGUUAUUUUUUUCCGCAGAGUUGUGCCAAAGUGAAACUACCUUUUUCAUUCAAAGCUGGACAUAAUUAAGAAAUGGACAUAUUUAUACGGUGGUAUUAGCUAAGGAUACGUUAUAAUUGACUUUUAUGAUACCUAGGCGAAUUUGGAAAAUAAUUUUGUCAACACCUUUGACAAGUUGCUGUCAAUAACUGAAGAUAUAUUAGUGAUUGGUGAUAGUUAGAAAUAUUUUGGAUGUGUUGAGCAGAUAAUGAGCAUUACAUGUAUACAUCCCGGGGGCCGGCGAGGGUCGUAACCGCAUUGGACAUCAAUCAGUUGUCACUGAAGGUGAUUGUUGUACAUAACGAAAACACGUUCCAUAUUGACAGGUACUAAUGAUUUGGAUGAGUUACUGAUUACUUUAUUUGAAAACAAAUUUCUAAACAAAUUUAUCUUCUGUGCAAUUUUUCAAGAGUGGAGUGAAACAAAUUCUUAAAAAAACAAGUGCGGAAAAGAAUCGCGGAGCCAAAACAUUUUGGAUAUUUGGAUUUAAAGACUGCGUCCAGUGUGUAUAGAUAGUUGGGACGGAAUAAUUUUUUAUGUUUUAUUGACCACCUUUAAACGAAGGCGUUGGAAACAAAGCUGGAUUUCCGCCACCCAAUCACGUUACCAAUGCUGCGUAUAUUACCGCCGCCGUGGGAUUUUCGCAUGAUGACGACGGCGAACGGCGGACACGACGGCAGCAGUUAUUGCAGCGAUAAGUAUGAACCUUUGCGAAAAUUGUCUAUGGUGCAAGUUCAGCCACCACGGAACCCGAACAAACCUUUCACAUCUUUUGGAAUAAAUGAUAUUUUAAGUCCAACUAAUGGUUGUAAAUCAAGUGUUCAUCAUCAAAAUCCGCGACAUUCAAAUAAAAACUCUUCAGAGAAGAAUCUCAGCAAUGUUCAUUCACGUCAUUCACUUUCAAAACAUGACAAUUCUAGAACUACCCGAACGCCCGUGCCGAGACAUGGUCACCAUAAACAUAGAACAAAUCAACCAAGCAAUCCGCAAGUUGGUCUGGCGGCGUCUUCGCGGAUUGUACGACCGUGGGAUGCUUCACCGACUCCCGGUAGAAAUUCCGAGGCUUCGUCGGAGGCGGACGAAGAGGAAAUAAAUGUUGACGACGACGAAGAGGAACCGUCGGGAACCUCGUUAAGUCUGAAAGAUGUAUCACCUCUUGAUGCGCUGAUGGAAAUGGCGAACAAAACUUUCCAAGGACUUGAAACGUCCGAAGCGGCCGAUGCGAAGAGACGAGAACAGGCUGCAAUGUUUGGUAAACACGCGAAUCCAAAGAAACGCCGGAAGUCGAGAACAGCGUUUACAAAUCAACAAAUUUACGAGCUUGAAAAAAGAUUUUUAUACCAAAAAUAUUUAACGCCUGCUGACAGAGAUGAAAUUGCCCAAAAUCUUGGUCUUACGAACGCACAAGUAAUUACAUGGUUUCAAAACAGGCGGGCAAAAUUAAAACGUGACUUGGAAGAAUUGAAAAAUGACGUAGUAGCAACCAAACAACUUUCAGUGUCCGGAUCGUCUGACCACGAUUUAAGCAUAGAUUCCGACUCGGAUUCGCCAGAUACAUACACGCGCCCUGCCCAGCAUAGCUCGCCAAAACGAUCCCGAAGUGAGAGUAGAUCUCCCGAACCAGGACAAAUUGUGCCAGUAACACUUUACAAAGACACCGGUGCUGAAGUUAGAAGCGAAUCAGCGGAUGAGAUUGUAGUUGACGAUAAAGAUGAAUUUGAAAAGAAAGAAUCAUAGCUGCUUUAUAUUAAGGCUAAGAAAAACCUCCAAAAAACGUUUGAGUGAUUAAAGGUCAAAUAGAGCUGAAAACUGUAAAAUAAAACUAUGAUAAUUCAGCAAUGAUAACAUUUAAGAUAUCAUUUAAGGAAACACACAAAAAAAAUGAAACAACUCGACUUGGCUGAAUGCAGCUUACCACUACAAACGUAUUACGUUGCGUUCAUUCAGAAUAAGAGAAUAAGACAUAAAAUCUUUGUGAUAAUUUACUAUUUUUGUUAAAUAGUCACACACGUCUCGAUACACAGGGUAUACUUUACAGAGUGUCAUAUAGUAACAUAAUGUGCUUAAAUUGUAAAAAUGAUUGAAUGAUUGAAUUUGACAGAGUUAUUUCCAUUAUAGAUUUACGUUUAAAUUUGCUUUGCGCGAGUUUUCAGCAACAUAUUUUUCGUUUAUGGUAAAUGUGUUUGGUGAAAUUAUCGUUCUGUUAAUGCUAUUAAGACCAUUCUAAUAUUUAGGAGGGGAAAAAAGAAUGGAAUAGAAAGUGCAUUUGAAAAAUUAAAUAAAAAGCCACUAUUUUUUAAAUACCUUUAUUAAACUUUUUAUUAAUUUCGUUUAUUUUAUGCCGUUUGAUAAUUUAAUUUGAGAGUUUGAAUUUCCUUUGUUUGUAAAUGACUUUAUGAUACCUAAUAUAAAUUUGGUUUUAUUUAGUCUCGAAGGAUUUCAAGUUGGGAAAAUUGUAAAAAAGAAUUGAAUUUGUAUUUCAAUGCCCAAAUAGAAUAAUCGUAUAUAGAACAAUAAGGGUGAAAUAUACUUACUUAGAGUCAUUAUACAAUUGUUUAAGAAACACGAAGACCUUUGUCAGUCAUUAUUUUGCAUAAUAUCGCCACCCCCAAAUUUAUCUGUACAAUGUACAAGCAUAAUUAUCUCUGUUUUUAAAGAUAAAAGUGUAAAAAAAGGUUCUAAAAUUGAAUUUAAACGUUUGUUUUAAGUUUUCUUUCAAAUGUUUCUGUGUACAUGUAAAUAUCUAUCUCUGUUUAAUCAGAAAUUGUUAAUUUCUCUUAAUUGGAAGAUUUGUAAUUCAAUUUUUACAUGAUUUACUUCAAUCUAAAUAUUUAUUACAUCAUAAGAUUAUGACAAUUUUGAUAUUACGUUUUACUUAUUUUACAUAUGUAAUUAUAUUUACGGAUAACCAAAAGAAAAUUGGAUUUUUUUUUAU